AUGGUUGGUGCACCCGAUGUCGUUAAGCCGUCAGACAAAGUUGAAGACUACUCGCCACACGUCAACGGCAACCCAAUUUUCACUAUCAGCGAUGAAAUUGGCAGUCCAGACACUGGAUUUACUAUGGCGUCGAUGAAUUCAAACGGGGACCUAAAAAGUAUUGGUGACCCUCCAGAAAAAAAGAUCGCAGAAGCGGAUGCUGAGAAACAACCAUUGUCUGGAAAAAAAGAAGAAAGAUGGUGGAACACCUUAAUGCAGGUCGCGGUUCCGUUCUUCAUAGCCGGCUGUGGAACCAUCGGCGCGGGAUUGGUUUUGGGGACAGUCAGGAACUGGGAAGUCUUUCUUGAAGUAAACGCCAUAUUCGUCUUAGUGCCAUCUCUAUCGGGAUUAAAGGGCAACCUCGACAUGUGCCUCGCAUCUCGUCUGUCCACUCAAGCAAACCUCGGGAACAUGCAGUCGCCCCGGGAAGUCAUAUCCAUGGUGGUUGGAAACAUAUCAUUAGUUCAGGUGCAAGCAAUAGUUGCAGCUACCGUGGUGGCAAUGUUUGCGAUCAUCGUCAACACCAUCGUGGAUAGGGGUUUUAAUGGAAACUACGUUCUUUUGCUCAUUGCCUCUGCUAUAUUCACGGCUACCACCACUUGUUUUGUAUUAGACUUCGUGAUGGUAAUGGUGAUAUUCGGAUCUCAAAAGUUCAAAGUGAACCCGGAUAAUGUGGCAACACCCCUCGCCGCGUCCAUUGGCGACAUUGUAAGCAACUCCGUGCUAGCUGUCACCGCUCAAUACAUGUUCGAACAGAUAAAAAUAUCCUUAUGGCAACCUAUCGCUCUCCUGUGUGUGUACUACUGCCUCCUUCCCAUGUGGGUGUACAUUGUGUAUAAAAAUAAAUACACUAAGACAGUCUUAACUACGGGCUGGACCCCUGUUAUUUCUGCACUAUUUAUUAGCGGUAUCGGUGGCAUCGUUCUUGACCAGGCGGUCGACAAAUAUCAAGGAUACGAAGUAUUCCAGCCCAUUGUCAACGGUAUUGGUGGUAACCUGGUGUGCGUCCAAUCUUCGAGGCUUGCCACCCAUCUGCACCAGACCGCCAUCCCUGGUAUCUUACCUGAGAACACGAGGAUAAUCGAGUGGCCGUGGAAGACAUUGUUCUAUGGAACUCCUGCCGCUAAAGUAGCGCGAAUGUUGUUGGUGCUAGCGUUGUGUGGUCAGAUCGUCUUCAUGGUAGUCGCGGACUUCGUGUACCAAGGCUUUGUGUCGCUAGAGUUCGCGUUCGGAGUUACUUACCUUUUAUGCUCUGUUGUUCAGGUUAUGGUUCUGUUAUACCUCGCAUAUAUCCUGAUCCACUUUAUGUGGAAGAGGAAGAAGGACCCUGACAACGCGGCCAUCCCAUACCUCACCGCCUUGGGUGAUCUAUUAGGCUCCGUAUUCUUAGGUUUAGCAUUCGUCAUACUAUCGAUCUUCGGCAAGGAAUACGGCAACAAUAUAUCCGAU
Molecule: messenger RNA, 1488 nt
Organism: Brenthis ino (lesser marbled fritillary)
Lineage: Eukaryota; Metazoa; Arthropoda; Insecta; Lepidoptera; Nymphalidae
Source: the annotation of a GenBank genome assembly